This is a messenger RNA of Musa acuminata AAA Group (dessert banana), 1481 nucleotides long. RefSeq lists its product as uncharacterized. Lineage: Eukaryota; Viridiplantae; Streptophyta; Magnoliopsida; Zingiberales; Musaceae. Gene Ontology annotation, cellular component: nucleus. The transcript has 6 exons. Gene Ontology annotation, molecular function: protein heterodimerization activity; RNA polymerase II general transcription initiation factor activity; core promoter sequence-specific DNA binding. Bases 121 to 924 code for a protein of 267 amino acids. The record is from RefSeq and is a predicted model, not a curated record.
UCUUGCCUGGUUCUAUUUCUUCGGGAUAAGAGUCCACAAGUCGCGCCUUUUCCGCCUCUGUCGUCGCCGUUUGCUCUCAAUCCGAGGCCCGCAGGAAGAACUUGGAGCGGUUCUGAUGCGAUGAGGAGGAAGCUUCACACCCGUUUUCCCGCCACCCGAAUAAAGAAAAUUAUGCAAUCAGAUGAAGAUAUCGGGAAGAUUGCACUUGCUGUACCUGUUCUAGUAUCCAAGGCAUUGGAAUUAUUUCUACAAGACCUCUGUGGCAAGACAUAUAGCAUGACUCUUCAUAGAGGAGUUAAGACAAUGAGUUCUUUCCAUUUGAAGCAGUGCGUGCACAAGUUUACCGUGUUUGAUUUCCUAAAAGAUCUAGUGAGCAACGUUCCAGAUGUUGGUGGCUCUGAUGCAGAUCCUGAUGAUAAAGCCAGCAAGAAAAGGAAAGCUGCAGACGAAGACAAUUACAGUGAAGAGGAGACAAAGAGGAGCAACAAUGAAGCCUGUCGCAGCAGCAGCAGCCGCAGCCGAAGGGGCCAAGGGAGGAGGUGUCGUGGAAAAGGGCGUGGUUCUCUUGUCGUCGAUGGAGUCGAGAAGGGCAGUGCUGACUUUAACAUAUACGAAGAUGAUCCUGGCACUCAACAUGAUGACGAACUCACUUACAGUGAAACUGAUCGAGAUAUGGCAACAGCAUCUGAAGAAAAUUGUGUUACCAGUAGCAGCGUGCGUGCCACUGUUGGGAACUUUGACUUGAACUUAGAUUUCAGUGACAUCGAGGAGAUAGCACCAGCCUCAGCUACAACCGCAGCGGCUAUGGCAAGAAUCUUUAAGGUGAAUGGUGAUCUAACAGAUGACUAUCUGGGUUCGUCAAUUUCCAAUAUGGAUAAGAUUACUAUUGAUCCUGUUCAGUUUGCAUUAUCACACCGAGAUUAGAUGAAGAGGAAGAGGAUUAUGAGAUUGUACAAGGAUGACCAUUUUGCGUUUGUCUUUUUGGCUUAGAGGUAAGAUUUACAGUUGGAUCUGACUCCUAGCGUAGUGUUGCCAAAUAUUUCUACAUCUUCUUGGGUGAUCAAACUUUUCAAAAUGACAGGAUGAUAGACAUUAUGUAGUUGGAAUAUGUGAUCACAGCAGCUAAGGAAAUAUCCGAUUGUGAUCUGAGCAAGUUCCCGAGUUGCAACAUUGUGACACAUUCAAAUUGGUUGAAUUAGUUGGCAUCUUGUGCUGGUCUCGCCAAAGAUGUUGCAUAUAUUGGAUCUUUUCUAGUGUCAGUUCACGGAUCAUGUCUAUGGUUUGUUGCAACUCUAAUCCUGUUAUCCUUAAACUUCCGUCAUGAUCCUGGUGAAUGCCAUUACAAGUCUGAGAUUGCUAUGUAAAUGUGCGGGUUUGUACUCCGUGUAAAGGAGCUUCAGCAAGAUCCAUCUCUUGAUUACACUCACAACACUACCUACGCUAAUGUUAUCCUAAGCCCUGUCUUCAUUUGUUAUUUAUUA